AUGACCAGGGGCAAUAUCUCCCCCGCAGGGCAGCAAAAUGCUGCUGAUUCUCCCAGACUAUCAGAAUCUCCACCGCCAUCGGGCGUGCAAGGGGACCUCGAGCUAGAGCUGCUAGGGCUCGCGAAUGCCCUGUACAAUCUGGGUACGACAGUAGUCAAUGACCUCACGAAGGAGAAAGACAAGCCUGGAGGGGGUGGGAAGCCAGUGGGUCACAGAGUGAACGAUGUGAUUCAGCACCUGGCCACGAUAGAAGACAUGUCGCAACAUGUAACCACGAUGAUCCCCAUGCAAGUCCUCUCGGACAUUGAUAAUGCGCGCAACCCGCUGCAGCUUACGAAGGAGCGCCUAGAGCGCGCGGCGACGGAGAAUCAGUACAUGAACGGCCAGAUACACGCGCUCGACUCCUACCGCAGGCACCUCGAUGAGGUCCUCGUGCAGACGUUCCCGGAGCUUGCGGAGUUCCUUCCGGCGACCGGAUGA
Messenger RNA from Postia placenta MAD-698-R-SB12, 480 nucleotides. RefSeq lists its product as hypothetical. The record is from RefSeq and is a predicted model, not a curated record. The transcript is spliced from 4 exons. Gene Ontology annotation, molecular function: transcription coregulator activity. NCBI's taxonomy places the organism in Eukaryota, Fungi, Basidiomycota, Agaricomycetes, Polyporales, Adustoporiaceae. Gene Ontology annotation, biological process: regulation of transcription by RNA polymerase II. Gene Ontology annotation, cellular component: mediator complex. Bases 1 to 480 code for a protein of 159 amino acids.